Messenger RNA from Medioppia subpectinata, 3285 nucleotides. Lineage: Eukaryota; Metazoa; Arthropoda; Arachnida; Sarcoptiformes; Oppiidae. The record is from the annotation of a GenBank genome assembly.
AUGGACAAUAAUAAACCGAUUGUCAGACAAAUACCGAUCGACAAAAGGAGAGGAGAGUUGUGUUCAAUGUGUUUGAGUCCCACUGCGAGUGAAUUAAUGAUAAUUGUGUCCAACAGUACUGUUUAUGUGAUACCAAUUGAGUCACUCAUUAGUCGCCAAAACGAUCACAUCUUAAGAGACGACGCGAUUGUCAUCAACACCUGUUCGCUGUCUAACCCGACGGCCAUUGUUUGGUGGCCUUCUUUGGAUCACUUCAACCAAACGGCAAUUAUAGGCAAUGAUUUCGGAGACAUUUGUUUUGUUGAUAUCAAAAGCAAACGACAGAUCGGAAGCACUUCCGUUCACGACUCCAUUAAAGAGCUCAAUAUAAUUGAUGAUAAAAGUAGUGUUAGUUUAAUAAUUAUGUGUAAAAACGAGACUCAAUAUAGGCUUGUGUUAGAAGAGACCAGAAAUAGAAGUUUACCGAAGAAUAAACUGGACUCUCAAUUGCCGGCUCACGACAGCCAUUACUUCAAUUGCUUUAUAACAGCGCCCGAAGACAGGGAACCGAUCGGUCCAAACAAUUGCUGGAACUUUAAGCCCAUUUCGAUGAAUGCGUUGAAAGAAAGCAAUAUCACUGAAAAUGAGGAGAUACUGACAACUACUCUCGUCUAUCAAAACCCUUUGAUUUUUUGCUUAUUUGAAACGAUGUCCGAAACGAAGGAGAAAUUCGGCGAAAUAAUUGUUAAACUCUUCACUAAUAAAGAAUUUGAAUACAAUUUAUCGACAUUUAGUGCCAAAUAUUUAAUGCCAAAGCAAUCAUCUCUUCCGAUAAACGAUGAUUGUGUUUUAAUGUCUCGUGAGUUUUCUGACUCCAGAAGGUUAGCGAAACUCAAUCCAUUGGUUCAGAAAUUUGCGUUCAAAGAGUCGGAACGAAGUGACGAAGUUCUGGACUCGUUUGCAAUCGUUACCACUGAUUGUCUCUAUGUUUGCCGUCAGAAACAAAAUUCAGAACGAAUGCAAUUCGCAAACAUUGCCAUCAAAUGUCUGAUCCAACAGUUACUUCAGAAACAAUCGACGGCUAGAGAACCAAUAGAUAUGACAAAAUUGAAGACUUUUCUGAAGGAAUGUCUGUAUUUCGAUGAGAGUAUAGUGUUAUGUCUUCUGGUAGAAGAGGGUCUCUUCCAUUUGGCCCAAUAUUGUGCACAAUUGAGAGCACAAAACGGUCUUUUGAUACAGUAUUUACUCAAUUCAUCGCAUUUGCGAUCGAAAGCACUCAACGAUAAUACUUACGAAAUAGUAAUGCAAUCCAUUUAUAGAGAUAUAUUUGACGAAACAAACGAAUGGACACAUUAUUUGAAUUGUUUCACUUCACCGCAAAUCACGUAUUCAUUGAUUCUACGCAAAGAACUCAUCUCAAAGUACAUGACAUUUAUGAUUAAACUGUUGCCAACUCUGGAAAUGCCAUUUCUGACGCGUCUGGCCGUUGUGUUUGAUCCGAGACGCUCUUCAACGCAGCUUCUCUUGAAUCGAGUGUUAACUCAAUUAAAGCAAACGUAUUUGAAUUACGAAUCCGAAGACUCGGAUCAGCAAAUAAUCGAGAAGAAAGAUGUGCUCAACUUUUUUAUAUUCGUUGUCCUAAUGAUAAUCAGACAAAACCGUUCAAUAAGUACUUUUGAAGACAAAUUUGUUUCAAUCGAUCCAUUCAUCAAACAAAUAGAGAAUACAAACAAAAAACCACUUCUUAUAAAAAAGGUUGGAUUGAGUUUUAUAACUGCCGGAGUCUCUCAUUCGGCAGUUAUAAGAAACGGUUGUCUGUAUUUAUGGGGAAAAUCACAGUUUGGUUGUUGUGGUCUCUUUGCGGACGAUUUUACGAAUAUUCCGAAACUGAUUCCAAACCCAAAGCGUUUGGAUCUGUUUAAAGAUGUUCUCUCUAUUUCUGUCAAAUCUGUUUCAUGCGGUGCUCAGCACUCACUAGUCUUAACUGAUUUUGGUGUCUAUGCUUUCGGGUCAUCACGUUUUGGCCAAUUAGGGCUCGGAAGUGAUGUCGUUAUGUCGAGAAAUCCCAUUAUUAUUAGCGAAUUGGUUGAUAAAGAUAUAGUUUGCGUUGAUUGCGGACAAUACCAUUCACUCGCUAUUUCUAAUAGUGGUGUGUUGUGGACGUGGGGUUGGAAUGUGUUCGGACAACUCGGACACAGACAUAUCGAUGACAUCCAUACACCACAAGUCGUACAGUAUUUUAAACAAAUGAAAAUAAUACAAGCGUUUGCUGGCUUUGGACAUACUAUCGCUCUCGAUUGCGAUGGCAUUGUAUACUCUUUUGGAAACGGAACGUACGGACAGUUAGGUCUCGGAAACUGUGAUAAAUAUAAUUUCCCUCAAAAACCAAUGGCUAUUAAUAUAUCCACACUUAGGGCCAAAAUAAUGAAAAUAUGUACCGGAAGUUUGCAUUCAUUAAUAUUGACAUCCGAUGGAAAUGUUUAUUCGUUUGGGAGGGGAUCUGAUGGACAGUUGGGUCACCCGAGCGUUAAAGAGCUUAAACUUCCCGCAAAGAUCGCAGCUAUGAAUGAAUAUAAUGUGAUAGAUAUCGCCGCCGGUAGUGACUACUCGUUAGCAAUGGAUAUAUCGGGUAAUAUUUGGGGAUUCGGUAAUAACACAGACUCACAAAUUGGCCCAAAAAAGUGUUCACAAAAUGUAAACCCUUUGGAAGAAAUCUCUAAAAAGAUUUCAUUGAAAACCAAUCGAAAAGUGCUUUCAUUUAUAUCCGGAACCAAAUGUACGGAAGAGUUGCCGAUUCGGAUCCAAUUGCCCAAAGAUGUUGACAGUUAUUGCGAUAGUCUUAACUAUAGUCUCGAUAUCCAUGCAAUGAAAACGUCGACAACAUUUACAAUAAUCGACGACAAUAUAAACGCGUUGUUUGACGAGAACUCAACAAAUAAAGACUCAAACAUUAAUACCGGCGUCCAGUUUGAUGCCAUCGACGAUGAGAUCAUUAUUUUUAAUUGCAAUCAUUUUUACGGAUUCAAUGAAUUUAAGGAAACAAUUGUUACAAAUUUUGAGAGAGAUGUCGAAGAAUUAGAAGAUAAACAGACAAAUAGCAAAGACAUCGAAGAAAUGGUUAAAUUCUAUAGGGAUUGGGAUAAAGAGUUGUGGGACUGUAUGUGUCCCGAUCCAUUGACUAUCAUAACACACCUACUCUUAAUAGCACAGGCAGUGCACACAAACUCAUACACACGCCAGGGGUUAGGAGGGUAUACAUCGGGCGUUACGGUAGACGACCCCCGAAAUCGAUUACGCUUUUUAUAA